AUGCGACAGUCCGCAUCCCCCGUACCUCUCAUGCAGCUGCCGUCGCGUUUCGCCGGCAAUAUAGGCGCCAGCAGCGGUCCCCGCGCGAGCGGGCCAGUCAAGCCGCGUCUCCUCGUGCCGUCGCCUGCCGCUAUCGCCUCCGCCAUCGUCGCAAACGCUGCUGCGCCAUGCAGUGCCCGCAAAGCCGAGCUCCUCACCCUGCCUUCCGCUUCCCCAGCUGCUCCCGCGCCCGCGUCCGCUUGCUUCCCCCCUUCUGCCGCUCCCCCCACCCUCUUGACCUGCCCAAUCGUCCUUCCUCGCAUCUGCACUAACGGCGGACCGGCGCCGAUCCGCGACACAGAUGCCGGCGCACGAGCGGCCUGCGCGGCGUUCGAUCCCCUAGUGGAGUGCGAGGAGAGUCUCGAUAGCUUAUCAGAUCCGUCGAAUCUGACCUCCCCCACCGCCACUAGCGCGUGCAGCAGGGGCGGCUGCGACGCCGAGGAGAGCGGCGCGAAGGACGCGAUGUCGUCCGUUGCCCUGCCACGUGGCAGCAGCAGCGGCAGCGGGGGGCGGUGGGGCCGCAACCGGUCCGUCACAAGCAAGCAAACGGCGGCCGGCAGGAGACGGCAGGUUAACUGCAAAUCAUCCGGCGCCGUCAAGGUUAACGGAGGCGCGAGCGCGGGCGCGGUUGGGACGGACGGAACGGGGGCGUGCGUGGUAACGACAUCAGGGCAACGCCCGCUUCACACGCUGCACCCGGCGCCUGCUCCCCCCGCGACUGCUGCCGCUCGCCUCCUCCUUCACUCCGCCUCCGCCCGCUCCACCAGCGCCAAUCCCGCCGCCGCCGCCGCCGCCGCGGCAGCCAUUGCUGCGGCUGCGGGUUUCGCGUUUGCUCCGCAGGAGCGCGGCGCUGCAGGUGCAGAUGGGGGAGUAGAAGCAGCGGCGCAGAUGGCCGUUGCGCAACAGGGGCAAUGGUGCGGAAACGGCGGAAACAACAGCGCGACGCAGCUCAUGGUUCUCCCGCGAAUGGGCGUUUCGCCGCAACAACCGCUGCUCUCCCUCUCCCUGCCGCCGCCGACCGCGCGGAAUCAGGGCUUCAUGUGGCAGGCUCCACGACCGAUGUAUGCGGAGGCGGCUCUUGCGGCGCCAGACGCGGCGUGGAACGCGGUUGGAGAAGCGGCAAUCGCCUCCAAUCGCAUGGAAGCGCUCCCAGACACGCAGCUGACUCUCGGGCGCUCCCCGCCCCCUCCCGUGCCGGCCGCUGGCGCCGCUGCGCACGUGCUGGUUGGCUCCGGUGACUUCUCCGAACCUCCUCGUGCCCAGCCUCACGCGCUGGUCGGGCCGAGCCUCGCGCCGGAGCAGUCAGCCUCGGUGUCGUCGUCCGCGUCGACGACGGUGGUGACUCGCACAGAGUCGCAGGGUUGGAGCGACGAGACGGGCGACGACGACGACGAGGAGGAGUGGGGGGAGGGCGACGGGGAGGAGGCGGAGAGCGAGCAGUGCGGGGGAGACGACGGGCGCGGGGAUGGGGGCGUGAUGGGGGAGCAUGCGGAGGCGGAAGGGGAACCCGAUGGCGCUCACGCGCUCGUGUCCGCCGCAACCCCCGCGUCUGUUACUGCUCACCCUGCUUUGCUCGCCGCCAACACCUCCGGCGCGCUGUGGGCGAACGGUGCAUUUCACCGCCUUGUGGGGCUCUCCUGCUGCUCCUGGCUGCUCUCCCUCGGUGCCGCCUCGCUCCCCACUGUCACUCUUGAUGGGAGCACGGUGGGCUUGGGGGUGGAAGGAGUGAUGGGGGGUUGCCCUGCUGUGGUUGAAGGGGGGGUGCGGGUGCGGUGGCAGGGGCGGGAAGGGGGGCGAAGUGGGGAGAAUGGGGAGGGGGAGGCCACGGGUGUGGCUGUGGGGAGGAGGGUGGAGGAUUGUGAAGGGGUGGUUAUUGGGUACCUUUGGCAGUUGAAGCUGGGAGGGGAGGGUGAAUAUGAGGCGAUGAGAGUUGGUGCGAAUGUGACUGCAGCAUGUGUGGGUGGAGGGAAGGGAGAGGAGGGGAAGGGGAGGGAGGAGGGCGCUGAGGACGAGGAUGCAAUGGCAGCAGAGUCGCUGCUGCUCUUCACUGGAGGCAUCGUGGCGUGA
Messenger RNA from Closterium sp. Naga37s-1, 2106 nucleotides. The record is from the annotation of a GenBank genome assembly. Lineage: Eukaryota; Viridiplantae; Streptophyta; Zygnematophyceae; Desmidiales; Closteriaceae.